Molecule: messenger RNA, 967 nt
Organism: Thamnophis elegans (Western terrestrial garter snake)
Lineage: Eukaryota; Metazoa; Chordata; Lepidosauria; Squamata; Natricidae
Product: centrin-2-like
Exons: 6
Coding region: 76-582 (168 amino acids)
Biological process (GO): centriole replication; mitotic cell cycle
Cellular component (GO): centriole; centrosome
Molecular function (GO): calcium ion binding
Source: RefSeq, a predicted model, not a curated record
GCGGGCGGUUUCUCCCCCCCCCCCCCACGCGCGUGAGUCGCCCCGGCAACGCUAGUCGCGCUGGAGCUACGGACGAUGGCCCAUCGAGGGAAGGGGACGGCGGCCUCGGUGCGGAAGAAGCUCGGCCCGAAGCUGGAGCUCAGCGCGGCCCACAAGGAGCAGAUGCGCGAGGCCUUCGACCUGCUGGACGCGGACGGGACGGGCACCAUCGACGUGCGGGACCUGAAGGUGUCCAUCCGCGCCCUGGGCUUCGACCCCACCAAGGAGGAGCUGCGCCGGGUGGUGGCCGAGGUGGACAAGGAAGGGGCGGGCAAGAUCGGCUUCGACGCCUUCUACUCCGUCAUGGCCCAGAAGAUGUCAGAAAUCGAUUCCAAAGAGGACAUCCUGAAGGCCUUCAAGCUCUUCGUGGACAAGGACAGCGGCAGGAUCGCCUUCAAGAACCUCAAGCAGAUCGCGGCUGAGAUCGGGGAGAAGCUCACCGAUGAAGAGUUGCAGGAAAUGAUUAACGAAGCCGACCUGAAUGGCGACGGGGAGGUGACCGAGCAGGAGUUUCUGAAAGUCAUGAAGAGGCACGAUUACUAGGCAACACGUUGUAUGAGCAGAGCCACAACUUCCCAAGCUGAACAAGGACCCUUCCUGGCUGAAGAGCAUCUGGCGAUCGAUCGCAAGAGGCAACAAGAGUCGCCUUCAGCAGGAGAGGACCCACUAAAAAAAAAUCAAAAACCCAGGAAUCGACUGAGAUUUUGUGACAGGGCAAAGCCUCCAUAAAAACUGGGAGAGAGGGUGGGGGGGGCUAGCAGGAGAGAGUGGUUGGUCUGGCCAGCUUUGCCUCCUCCUCUCCUGAAUGGGAUGGUUUGUUCUAAGGCUUUGCAAAAAUUUCCACCGAAGGGGGGAGAGGCAGCUAUGCGCACAAGUAACACUGGCCUUACCUGGCCAAGAGAAAUAAAAUUGCAUAUGUUGUAAUUGC